AGGAAGAAGAUAGGAAACCUGUCAAACGCAUUGAGGAUGACUCCAUCAAAUCUCAACCUCUCCCUUCUGACCAGGCUGUUAAGCAUCUUUAUAAAAGCCUUCUCCUGGACUACAAAGACUUUGUAGAUGGCUGGUGGAUAAACAAUGCUCUCCAUUUAUGGAGUGCUGAAAAGCUUGAUAAUGCUUCUGUUAAGCAUUAUUUCCGCAACUAUCCUUCAGCUUCCAUCGAGUGGACCUCAUCUAAUGAAUGCAAUAUAACCUGGCUUGACAGGACCAGUGCUAUUAGAGCCCUGCUUGGACUCUCAUGUCCAAUACAAUAUACUGAGCCUGCCGCGCCACAUUUACCUCCUUCUCCUCCACGACCUCCUACUCGACGUCACAAUAUUACUAAGGAUGGCUUGGAUGACGCAUCUCAAACAGACACUCUUCAAUCAAAGAAAAAACUCAAGAAGAACAAAGCCAAGAAAUCGGCCACUUCUGGUAGCUCCAACAGCAGCAGCAGCAGUUCUGAUAGUGAUAGCAGCAGCUCAUCUAGUGACUCUUCUAGCAGUGACAGUGAUUCAUCAGAUAGCGAUUCCGACACCAGUAGUGACUCAGACUCAAGUAGCAGCACUGAUUCUGAUUCCUCUGACUCUGAUAAAGUAAAGGCUAAAAAGAUGAAGAAAACGGCAAAAGCAGCAAAAAAGAAGACUGAAGAAAUGGAGGUGGAUGACAGCAGUCACAGGGAUUUGGCUUCCUCUGCCAAAGAGGAUCCAGACUUGUCUGAUGAGACGGUGGGUGUGAGAGUGAGUGACAUACCUGUCAGUGGUCCACUACCAAAGGGACGAUGGCGGUUAGGUGUGCCUUGCCCCACAACAACUGCUAUUUUGCUGCGCUUUGCUAACAAAGAUGAUCUUGAAAAGGCUCAACAAAUGAGGUGGAGGAUGCAGGAUUCAGGUCAAGAUAUGAAAUCUACAGUAAGGGAAUCACACGACUCUAGAGAGCCACACAAGAAGAGCAGACGAGGGGUACCCAGUGCAGUGGAAGCAGAGAGAGGUUUUGCAGCAAGUCCUGAGGAGAGGAGAAUUAGACGUGUUAAGAGAAGCCACCAUGCCGGAGUGAAAGCAAGAUUAUCAGGUCCUAAGCUUGGCUUGCCUGUGAUGCAUCCACCUGGAACAGCGAUGCCACUAUACUUGCCACCUCGCCCUGAGGCUUACCUGCCGCCACUGCCCCCUGGCGUAGAGCGCACCUACAGAGAUUUAGACGACCCUGUGGUGGAAGCUGUGGACAGUAAAGACCCUUGGGGUAGUCUGGCUCAAAAUUGGGGCAAGAGAGAGACCGGGCCUUCGCUGGACUACCAGGCUCUGCUGAAGAGUCAUAGGCACGCGCUUCAGGGAACUAAACGCAAACGAGAUCCGGACGAUGAUUCCGGCUACGAUGGAGCUCGUCAUAAUCCACGUAAUUUGGGCCGGUCUCGACACGUGCCAACCGCCGCCAGACGCGCUGGCGACCAUCGCUAUGAAGACUCUGGAGGUGACGAUCGUCACCGAUCAGACGAAGAUGAUGAUGGGUCGAGUCAAAGCGAUGCUAGUGAUGACGUUGUUGCGUGGAACGCCAAAAUUAAGCUACCUCGGAUGAAAAUGUAUGCUGAUGUUGAAGAGAAAAGAAGGAAAGUUCACCCAAAACGACAAAUGGAAGUUCGUGAGGAUGCGCAGUGGGAUCUACCGAAACGAGACGAAGGUCUUCCAAGAAAGCCAAAAGGAAGCAUUUUCUCCAGACUUGGAGGAGGCGAUGGCCUCGGGCGCCAUGUUCCUCCUGAGAAUUUUAGAGAGCGAGAAUUUGUGGCUCGUGGAGACUGGGCAGGAGAAGCUGAGCGGCCGAGCAAACGCUACCGAGCAGAGAACCACGAGCCGCGGGGUGCGGGUGGCAUGCGCUCAGAAGUCAAGACUGUGCGCAGCAUAAAGGCUAGGCUGGGUGGAGGUGUACGCCACUAUUGAAUACGAACUUUGGGUGAUAUUUUUCCCCUUGCAGGUGUGAUCCGUUCUAACUCUCAGAAAAGGUUGUGCCUCGGCAAGAUUAUCAUUUGAACGGUGUUGUCAAAGUGAGGAAUUAGUGUUGCAUUUUGUUACCUAACAAAUUCGAGGAAUCGUGUAAUAACCUGGCGUUGCGGUUUGUCCCAGGAGAAAAAUGUAUUUAUACGACUUUGUAAAAUACAGUAAUUAGUUCAUGAACCUAACCCCUGAGUGUGUAAAACUUACAGCGGAGUGUAAGGCAUUACUGUAGUGAUGUGUCUAGCAUGUCAUGACCACUCAUGGCUGACCAACUUUAUUGGGUUACGUACCAAUUGACUGCUGCGAUUUCUCAAAGUGAGGCGUCAACCGAGAAUUCGCUAGUUGGAAACAAAUGGCUUUUUUUUUUUUUUGCUUUCUUGGAAACACAUUCGUUUCUCUCGUUUGAUCCUACGAUUAAGUGCAACGCUCUCGUAUUAUCUUCGUCGAACCAGUGAAGUUAUAAUUAGAUUUAUUGCUGAACGUGUAGAUUUAUAUACCGAAUAUCUUGAAUUAACGAGUUUUAUGUGCGAUUUCGUGGGCGACCGUGAAGCUGUUCUUAUGUGAGGCGGAUCUACUUUUACCGAAAUUUCUACUGAGAUAUGGCAAUUCAACUCGUAAAAAAGAUCCGAUUUUUAUCGUUUAAUAUUAGCAAAUUACCUCUGACAUGGCUAUUACAAUGUCAAAAUCGAUUCACCAUAUCGCACCAUCAAAGAAAUUUUCUUUUUAUGUUUAGUAGCCUUGCAAUGAGCGUUCGCAAGAUUGGAUUUCUUUUUGUAUUCGUUCCACGACACUACCGUAUUCUGCGAGCGAGGUGUGAAAAUUUCUGCUGUUAUAUGCCUAUAUUGGGGGCGCAUGCAUCAAUUUAUUUUUAUUCUCGACCGUAUUGCAUGUGGCGAGUGGUUAUCGUUUGCAGGGCAUUCUCACUUGUAGAAGAAUUUGUAUUGAAGUUACAGCGUAUUUUAGGUCUUCGACACGAGCUUGCUCGAACUUGGGGGAACAUUUGUCGGGGCUCUUUCGUAUUUUUAUUUCAUCUAUUCUGAUCGAAUUGGGUGCCAUUACGGGUUAUGAUGUAAGUUGCUUUUUGCAAUAGCUAUGUUUUACCAUCAUUGUGACAGCACGAUAGAUAGAAGUUAUCUUUCGAAUUGUAGCCUAGUAGUAUAACAAUUCUGAUAAUUUUUUUCAAAUUUAGUAAACUAUUAGAUACUUAAAUGAUUGGAAAUUUCUACAACAUGGCGCUUGAUGUUCACGUUUGUAGUAUUAAGGCAUUCAAGUGAACACUGUUUGAAAGUGGGCUUGUUGUGGUUUAGUAAAAUGUUCUUGCUGUGGCUAUUUAUAAUUACGAAAAGCGAAUUUAUGGCGGAAGCCGCGGAACGAUGAUUAUUAAGUUAAUAAUAAUGUGGAUUCACA
This is a messenger RNA of Hyalella azteca, 3437 nucleotides long. RefSeq lists its product as uncharacterized. NCBI's taxonomy places the organism in Eukaryota, Metazoa, Arthropoda, Malacostraca, Amphipoda, Hyalellidae. The coding region runs from base 657 to 1976 and encodes 439 amino acids. The record is from RefSeq and is a predicted model, not a curated record. The transcript has 11 exons.